Ochlerotatus camptorhynchus is the source of this 763-nucleotide messenger RNA. RefSeq names its product pro-resilin-like. The record is from RefSeq and is a predicted model, not a curated record. The transcript has 2 exons. Bases 153 to 689 code for a protein of 178 amino acids. Lineage: Eukaryota; Metazoa; Arthropoda; Insecta; Diptera; Culicidae.
CGGGGUCUUACAAGAAACAAUUUUCUCAGCUUUGAUAUAAAGUUCGUUGGUCAAGUGUUAUGCCUAAGCAUUCGGUAGUGUUCUUUGGUAAGCGCAACAUUUGCAGAACAGAGCAUUAGAACGGUGUCUAGAAUAGGAACAAAGUGAAUACAAUGUUUAGGCUAAGUGCUGUGUGCGUGGUGCUGGUGCUCGUAGGAGUGUCAUUCGCUGAACCUCCGGCAUCCGGUGGAUAUCCAGAUCGUCGGAAUGGUAACGGAAACGGUGGAGGUGGCGGUGGCUACCAACAGGUCUCUAGUGGACAGCAGACGUCGGAAGGCCAAUCCGUAGAUCCUCAGUUGCUCGAUAUGGUGAAGAUGCUGUUGCUGCAGCACGAAAGUGAAUCCUCUAACGGUGCUGGUGGCGGCGGUGGUGGCAGCGGGGGCCCAUAUCCUUCCUCCAACGGUGGUGGAAGUGGAGGUCCAUAUGGUUCGUAUGGACCACCAGCUGGUAGCAGCUCCCAGGGAGGUCGUGUGACCGGAAUUGAAUUAGAAAACCCCAAGCAGAGCAUGCAGGUCGCCGAAUUCUGGCAGGGUGGCGAAGAACAGGGUGCCCCUAGUGGACAAUACGGUGCUCCAGGUCAAGCUCAAGCCCCAAGUGGAUCUUAUGGUGCCCCAAGUGAUUCGUAUGGCGCUCCCCUAGGUAGGAAGUAAAUUGUUUAAUUUAUUGAUGUGUACCGCGUAAGUAAUGUUAGUUCAGAAAAAAAAAAUAAAUUUGUCACCGUAAA